Messenger RNA from Acyrthosiphon pisum (pea aphid), 551 nucleotides. RefSeq names its product store-operated calcium entry regulator STIMATE-like. The record is from RefSeq and is a predicted model, not a curated record. The coding region runs from base 265 to 531 and encodes 88 amino acids. Gene Ontology annotation, cellular component: membrane. The transcript has 2 exons. NCBI's taxonomy places the organism in Eukaryota, Metazoa, Arthropoda, Insecta, Hemiptera, Aphididae.
GGAUCAAUGAUUUUGAUUUUAACGUGAUAUCUGUCUUCCAUUACGGUAGUUAUUAAAUGAAUUAGUUUUAAAUUUACCUAAACACUAAAAUGAGUCAAUUAUGAUCAUGUAGGUACACAUUUUUAUAUUGCAAUACCAAUAAUAUUCAAGUAGCUUACAAUUAUCUGCCCAUCGUUCAUUAUAUUUAAUCUAUUGUAACAGUAACCAUAAAAACAUAAGUGCUGGUUUCUUUCUUGUAAAACCACGGCUUAAAAUACAUGUGUCAUGACGGUAGACAUAUUUGAUGAACCAGAUGUGCAUUGCAAACCAAAUGCAUUAGUCGGUAAUUUUGGAUGGUUCCUCCAAGGCCUUUUAGCUACAUUGGCAUUUCUCUGUUUAAUAAUAAAACGAUUUUGUGAACCAAAAUAUGAUCGACGACCCUGGAAAGUAUGGUUUUUUGAUACUUCUAAACAAGGAAUGGGGUCCUUGCUUUUGCAUUCAGCAAAUUUAGUUUUGGCUGGUCAAAUUCAAGGUGAUCCAUGCACAUGGUGAAUAUAUAUAGAUAUUUUUAU